AUGUUCAUCAGUAAAUCCACAAUCGGCCAGUAUUCUAUGGAAGAUCCACUCCACCCUCAGCUCCUUGCACUUACCAGCCUCGUAGCUCUACUUCUCAUGCUAUGGACUGCGACCCGGUCUCGAUCUCGAUCUCAAACUCGUGAGGGUGAUAGGUCCAAUCUACCUCCUGUAGUCCUGGGGGCAUGGCCCAUCAUAGGCCACCUGCACCUCCUGCGCAACCCGGUCCCACUGGCCCAGACCCUGGCCUCAAUGUCUGAUCGCUAUGGGCCGGUCUUCCUGAUCCGGCUUGGAGUCCAUCCAGCCGUGGUCAUCAACACACAUGAAUCUGUGCGCGAGUGCUUCACCACCAACGACCGGACCCUGGCUUCGCGGCCCAGGUCCAAAGCUGGUAUCCACCUGGGUUACAACUAUGCGUCCUUCGGGUUCAGCCGAUAUGGCCUGUACUGGCGCGAGAUGAGGAAGCUGACCAUGCUCGAGCUCCUGAGUUCACGACGGCUCGAGGCCUUAAGGCAUGUGCAGGUCUCUGAGAUCAACACCAUGAUCAAGGGACUCCACGACGUGGUAGCAACAACUUCUGAUGGUCAUGACGAGCCUAUUGCUAUUAGCGAAAAGAAGCCCAUGAUCAUCAGUCAGUGGCUCGAACACAUGACCCUGAAUGUUAUCACAAGGAUGAUAGUGGGGAAGAGGUAUUUUGGGUCUCAAGACAGCGGAAUAAGUGUCGAAGGAGAGGCAUCUCAUGUGAGGAGGGUGAUCAAAGAGUUCCUGCUCUUCUCCGGGUUCCCUGCAAUUUCUGACCUCAUCCCGUACACCGGGUGGACAGACUGGGUGGGGACAGUGAGGUCGAUGAAGAGGAUUGCCAGAGAAAUGGACGCAAUAGUUGGGAGUUGGGUUGAAGAGCAUGAACAGAGAAGAGUCAUCAGUGGUGAUAGAAGAAGAAAAGAGGACUUGGACUUCAUUGAUGUGAUGCUUUCGGUCAUUGAGGAUAAUUCCAUGUUAGGCUUUAGCAGGGAGACCAUCAUCAAGGCAACAGCUGUGAACAUGAUAGUAGCAGGAUCCGACUCAACAUCGCUGAACAUAACGUGGAUCCUGUCACUCCUGCUGAACCACAAACAUGUACUAGACAAAGCUCAGGAAGAGCUUGACCUCCAAGUUGGCAGAGACAGAUGGGUCCGAGAUUCAGACAUUGCAAACCUCCCUUACCUUCAAGCCAUCGUCAAGGAAACCUUGCGCCUGUAUCCGACGGGCCCCCUCUCAUUCCCCCAUGAAGGCGACGAGGACUGCACCGUGAGCGGGUAUCUCAUCCCCAAGGGCACUCGGAUAUUCGUCAAUGUGUGGAAGUUGCAUAGAGACCCCAGGGUCUGGACCGACCCCGAGACUUUCCUGCCGGAACGGUUCCUAUCAGCUGGCCACGCAGCUAGCAUUGAUGCUUACGGGCAGCAUUUUGAGUUCAUCCCUUUUGGCUCGGGCAGGAGAGUCUGCCCUGGAGCUGCAUUCGCCCUUCAGGUGACACAUCUGGCACUGGCUCGACUGCUUCAAGGGUUCGAUAUGACAACACCAGGGAAUGUUCCGGUAGACAUGACUGAAGGUCAAGCAGUAACCUUGCUGAAGGAGAAGCCGGUAGAAGUUUUCCUCGCACCUCGUUUGCCGGCCAAGCUAUUCGAAGAAUUGACUUGAAUUAGCACUCAGGCCCGUCUCAUCGUAAGCAAGUUUGCACUAUAAGCCCGUGUUUAUAUCAGCUUGAGUUUGCAUGUACCCUUAAAUGUUUGUAUAUUUGGGUGUGUAUGAUCAUACAUUAAGAGCAUAACCAAAUUAUAAAUCUGGUCUCCAAAAAGAAAAACGAAAAACAAAAGUUGAUGUCGGGAUCUCCUGUGAUCCCCUUGGCAAAAAAUCUCUUAUAUCAUCUCUACGAUAAACAUAAAAUUUCCUUGUUCUUUCCC
Molecule: messenger RNA, 1937 nt
Organism: Punica granatum (pomegranate)
Lineage: Eukaryota; Viridiplantae; Streptophyta; Magnoliopsida; Myrtales; Lythraceae
Source: RefSeq, a predicted model, not a curated record